AUGGGAAGUAUAGCGCAUAAAGGUGAUGACUAUGAGUCCCCUAUUUCAAAGAAUGUAGAGUUUUAUUCACCUAUUAGAGAAGAAAGAAAAGAAACUGAGUUAGUAGAGAUAACAAGUACCCCAAAAAGAAAGCAUGUGGCUAGAAAGAGCGGGGGCGUAAAAGGGAAGGAGGUUAGGGGCAAGAAGAAUGUUAAGGUGCAGAAGAAUAUUAAGCGUAAGAAACUAUUGUUCCAGGAUGAUGUGGGUGAAUUUGGUUCUUCAAGCUCCGAGUACAGUGACUUGGAUGUUGAAUGGGUUCAUGGUGAAGAAGAGCUGAACUUGAAUUAUGAUGAUGACGAUCAGUUUUUUUUACAGACUAAUGGGAAAAAAACAAGUGCAGCUAAUAUCCUAAAGGAGGUUCAAGUUAGUUUUGGUGACGGAGAGCAAGCUAAUACAAGUGAAUCACCAAACUCUAACACUGAAACUGUUCUAGAUUUUGCUGAAAAGGAUAUCACACUUCCGGAUGUUGUUGAAGAAGUAGAGGGGGACUCGGAUGAGCUUAGAAGUGUGCAUGGAUCUGAUGAUGAGAUGGAUGAUUACCCUACGUUCAACCCGGAAAUUGAGUUCAAGAAAGCUGUGCAAUUGAAGUUAGGCUUGAAAUUCAACUCGGUCAAAGAUUUGAGGAAAGCAAUAAGAAACCAUGCUAUAGAGAACAGGUACGAUUAUUACUUUCUGCAUAAUGAAGGUAAUAGGAUUACUACUCAGUGUAAGAAUAGAUGCGAAUGUCCAUGGAAUUAUUCUAAAAGCCGAAAACCUAAAUGUAAUUGUAAAUCAAAGUGUGGAUAUAAAGUGCAUGCUAGGAAUUUGGUAAGGACUGAUUUUUGGCAGAUUAGAGCUUGUACACUGUUGCACUCUUGUGUUAGAACAACUAUGAAUAGCAAGCUUAGUGCUGAGUAUCUAGCGGAAAUAUACUUAGAGGAGUGGAGGAGUGAGCCAAACUGGAAGUUGCGAUCUUUUAUGAGAAAGGUAUUGCUAGAUAUAGGAUCCAACAUUACUUAUCCGUUAGCUUGGUUAGCUAGGGCUAGGGUCAAGCUGAUAAUUUACGAGUCUGCAUCAGAACAAUAUGCUAGGGUCUGGGAUUAUGGCAACGCGAUUAUGAAGUAUAAUACAGGUAGUACUUGUAUUGUGGCUGUGGAUGGGUUGGAUCGACCAGAACCACCUUUGUUUAUGAGGAUGUAUGUAUGCCUUGAUGCAUUAAAAAGGGGAUUCAAACAAGGUUGUCGGCCCUUGAUUGGAGUGGAUGGAUGCCACUUGAAGGGUUCUUAUCCAGGGCAGAUUCUAGUGGCAGGGUGAAAAGAUGGAAAUAAUAACAUAUUUCCAUUUGCUUGGGCAACUGUUGAAGUUGAAAAUACGGAAACAUGGUGUUGGUUUUUGGGGUUGGUUAUGAAAGACUUGGAAGGUGAUGAAGGAGCUGGGUGGACAUUCAUGUCAGAUAGGCAGAAGGGUCUUUUACAUGCUUUUAAUGUUGUUGUGCCAAAAGCUGAAACAAGGUAUUGCACGAGACAUAUUUGGGCAAACUUCAAGCUUCAAUUCUCGUGUACCUUAUUCAAAGACCUAUUCUGGAACGCAGCAAGGGCCACAACUAAGUUUGAUUUUGAUGUUGCAAUGGAGUCCAUUCGGUUUUUGAGUGAGGAAGCAUAUGAAUAUCUUGAUGACAUACCAACCCAACAUUGGUCAAGGCAUUCAUUUACAACAAACAGCAAGUCCAAUAUGCUUCUGAAUAACCUAUGUGAGACCUUUAAUGCUGUAAUUAGGGAUGCUAGGGACAAGCCCAUCCUCACCCAAAUGGAAUGGAUGAGGAGGUAUAUGAUGAAGAGAAACAACGAGAAAUGGACUGCGGUACAGAAAAUGGAUGGGAAAAUGAUGCCUUAUAUUAAGAAAGUGUUUGAUGGGAUGGAGGUUACAUCUAGGUCAUGCAUUGUGCAAGUAUCUAGAGGAGAUUCAUAUUAGGUGCAGUUAGGAGGAGAUCAAGUUUUAGUGGAUCUAGGGAAGAGGACAUGCACAUGUUACCAUUGGGAUUUAACUGGAAUCCCUUGUGUGCAUGCCUAUGCUUGUUUGAUGGACAAAAGAGCAGACCCUGCGGACUAUGUAGAUGCUGCAUAUAGUAGGGAAACUUAUUUGCUAGCAUAUGAGCCUGUGAUCAAACCUAUGCCGGGUCCUAGAUACUGGGAGAAGACCGACCUAAGGCGACCACUUCCACCUGCAAUCAGAGUCAUGCCCGGAAGACCUAAGUCACACAAGAGAAAAAAGGAGAAAGGUGAAGGCUAGGAAAAGCAUCCAAAAAGACCCAAGAAGCAAAAUGCAUGUGGCAAGUGCGGGAUAUUAGGACAUAACAAGAGAUCGUGCAAGAAUUAUGUUACUGCACCUACUGUUAUUCCCAAGGGAAUAGGUGGCAGACCUCCAUUGGAUACUCCUUGGGUCAAGGAUCAAAGAAAAAAGAAAGAGACUAGGGUACUGAGUAAGCUUGUUGGAGAUGCCGCUGGUCCUUCCAUCCAAACAUGUAGCCAAGGUCCUCGAUCAAAUGCUUCUACUACUACAGCUCUUCCUGCUAAAAGACAGAAGCAUAAUCAAGCACAACAUCAACCAAUACAACAGCAGCAACAACCACUUAGGGAAAAACUCCCAACUAGGAAGACAAAGAAUCUUAACUCCAUGUAAACAAGUGUCAUUUGAACUUAUUUUGAACUAUGGUGUAUGACAUCUACCUCACUAUGUAAACAAGUGUCUUACGUGUACUUGUUCAAGCCUGAGCUGCUGUUGUUCAAGUGAUCUGCUAGAUCAGAUCUGAUGUUCCCUCACAGCUUAGUUGACUUUAGCUUUUGACAAGAGUUGAUGUGUAUGGAUGCUUCUGCUUGUUGCUAUUUGUUUCUUCCGUUUGUGC
This is a messenger RNA of Spinacia oleracea (spinach), 2920 nucleotides long. RefSeq lists its product as uncharacterized. Lineage: Eukaryota; Viridiplantae; Streptophyta; Magnoliopsida; Caryophyllales; Amaranthaceae. The record is from RefSeq and is a predicted model, not a curated record. Bases 1 to 1332 code for a protein of 443 amino acids. The transcript has 5 exons.